UGAAUACAAGUCAUUUAAAAUCAAAAAUAACACCUAACAAUUCCGCAGCUACAUAACCAGGAUGUGUUUUGAGUCGGACAGGAGCAGGACGGAAAAGGCCGGGAGUGACGGGAAACAAAGGUACAGGAAACGGGAGAGCAAGGCUAGGGUUGGCUAGGGUUGGUUAGGGUAAGGGAAGCAGGAGGCUUAUCCCGCUGCUCCCCUCCCCCACCCCCACCUUUCCCAGUAAUGAUCAUAUUAUCUGCUUGAAAAAUUAAGACUCCUUCUCCUUCAAAACACGACAACCACGCCUUUGUCAACGUAGCCUGCGUAGCAGGCGCAUAAAGGGAAGGGGUGGGGGAGGAGGAAAAGAAUUCGGGGAACAGAACGUUCCCUUUCCCCUCCCCCCUCGCACUUCUCCGUUUUUUUUUCUCGAAUUCUCUUCCUCCUCCCCCACCCCGUCCCCUUUGUACGCCUGCUACGCAGAACGAGAUCGAGAGGACACAAAUACUCCCUUGUGGACCCCACACUGUGUACUUUUGUCGACAACGAUGUUUCAAGAUGGCGCCGAUAACGCAAGCGCAGUAUUAGUUGGAACGGCAAAUUCGAAGACAUUUUGAAAUAAUUUCCACACUAGAACUUUUCCUAUCUGCUUAUACUUGACUUUUGAAGGGGGCGGAGUUAAAGGCAGGUUAUUUUAGAUUUUUUCGUGGGCCUUCGUACUUUUCGCAGUAUUCCUUCCGCGCCUUGCCACAGAGAAGAUGCGCAAUUAAUUCGGCCAAAGUAAUGAUGAAAAGACGUAGCACGGUUCUCAAUAUCUAGGUGAUAGAGCGACUUCUCCGGGAUGUCCCUAGGAUAGUUGGUACAUACAAUCCGGGAGAGUUGGCAGUCAGAACAAUAUGGGUUCUUCAGAUGCUACACAGCACUGGACCACACAUUACCCUGAGGUCAAAGACAGGCUAACCAUUCGCUCCUUCCAGCGUUCUGACCAAAAAGAAUGUGUUCAGAUUUUUAUGGAUGGAUUUCAAGAUUACAAAAAAGCUCUUGCUGUAACUUUCUUGUCAAAAUCAUCAUGGUAUGUUGGCAUGGCAACUAUCUUGGCAUCACUUGCAGCAGUAUUGGGGUCAACAUGGAUUUUUGUGUUGUUUGUGUUUAUCAUUUUGAUUCUGUUGACAUUUUUCUACAUAAGUCUGCAUGUUGCUUGUUACAAGUAUGUUAAGUACACAGUGAGAACUGAUAUGAGGGAUAUCGAGAAGUCAUACAUGUCAGAUGAAGGCUGUCACAUGUGGGUAGCUGAGUUGUGCGGUAAAGUUGUUGGUAUGGUUGGACUCCGUCACGAUGAGAACCAGGAGCCAGGAGUAUUUGAACUGCAGCGAAUGUAUGUGGUGCCAGGUUAUAAACGAAUGGGCAUUGGUAAACGAAUGCUCACUGAAGUGAUUACACAUGCAAAAAAACAUAGAAUGAAGAUGAUUGUUUUAACAACUUCCAACAUUCAGGUACCUGCGAUACAGCUGUACAUGAAGUAUGGCUUCAAAGAUGCAACUCACAGCUCCAGUGCAAAUGAGUCUGGUGGAUCAAUCCAAAGGCCUGACGGUGAAUCAAUACUUGCAAUUCUGACAGCUGUUACAAAUUUCAAGUUAAGCAUUUCCUCAUCAUGAACUCUUUUGAAGUUUAAGAAUUCCUCAAUUCUCUCAAUGUAACAGCCUGAUAGAGAAAAAAUUUAUGUUUUUAUAGCAAAUUACUGGUAAAGCAUAAACAAGUAAAAAUUAGUGAUACGAAAGAACAACGUUUCAGUGACACUGUGACACCAUUUUCAAGUUCAAAUGCAAAAAAGAUAUACUGUCAGAAAAUUCACUCAAGAUUCUUCCGAAAGACCUGUACAGACAUUUUUUCGUUCUCAGGAAGUGCAUGAAUAAGUUCGAUUGUUUAGUGCAUGAAAUGCUGCUAAUUAGAGAAUUAACUCCAUCUCUCAAUGUUCAGUCGGACUCAUUUCAAGCAAAACUACUUGCAUGACAUUGUAUAUGUAAUUAUGAAGUAUGUUAAUCUUGGGCGAAUUUUCUGACAGUUUAUCUUUUUUGCAUUUGAACUUGAAAAUGGUGUCACGAUGUAACCGAAACGUUGUUCUUUCUUAUCGCUAAUUUUUACUUGUUUAUGAAUUACAGAUAAAAGUGACAAUAUAAAGUUUACAAAAGCUUUUUGUUGAUAAAUAAUUUUUAUUAAAGUGCCUAUGAAAUGAAAGGUAAUUACUGCUUAAUUGAAAGGCUCUUCAAAAUAAAGAAUGGCAUUUCC
This is a messenger RNA of Orbicella faveolata, 2268 nucleotides long. RefSeq names its product putative N-acetyltransferase camello. The record is from RefSeq and is a predicted model, not a curated record. Lineage: Eukaryota; Metazoa; Cnidaria; Anthozoa; Scleractinia; Merulinidae. Gene Ontology annotation, molecular function: N-acetyltransferase activity.